AUGAGCAGCCCGACUCUGUUGCCCCGAAUCCUGUCGUCAGUGGGAUCUCAGUUGGACCUAAGAACUCUCCGCGCCGUCAGAGUGCUGCGGCCGCUCAAAUUGGUCUCAGGGAUCCCCAGUCUACAGGUAGUAUUGAAGUCCAUCAUGAAGGCCAUGAUCCCGCUGCUCCAGAUCGGCCUGCUCCUGUUCGUGGCCAUCCUCAUGUUCGCCAUCAUCGGAUUAGAAUUCUACAUGGGAAAGUUUCAUACCACCUGCUUCGACGACGUCACACACGAAGUGGUAGAUGAGCGCCCCUGUGGCACAGAGCUGCCCUCUCGCCUCUGUCCUAACGGGACGUCCUGCAGAGGAGGUUGGCUCGGUCCAAACUACGGCAUCACACAGUUCGACAACAUCCUGUUCGCGGUCCUCACUGUGUUCCAGUGCAUUACUAUGGAGGGCUGGACCGACAUGCUGUACUAUAGUAACGACGUCGAGGGCAGUGCCUGGAACUGGAUGUACUACAUUCCCCUCAUCAUCAUCGGCUCCUUCUUCAUGUUGAACCUGGUGCUGGGCGUGCUGUCCGGGGAGUUUGCCAAAGAGAGGGAGCGUGUGGAGAAUCGUAGUGAGUUCCUGAAGCUGCGCCGUCAGCAGCAGAUCGAGCGCGAGCUCAACGGUUACCUGGAGUGGAUCUGUAAAGCAGGUUAG
Messenger RNA from Knipowitschia caucasica, 684 nucleotides. Lineage: Eukaryota; Metazoa; Chordata; Actinopteri; Gobiiformes; Gobiidae. The record is from the annotation of a GenBank genome assembly.